Messenger RNA from Nicotiana tabacum (common tobacco), 550 nucleotides. The record is from RefSeq and is a predicted model, not a curated record. NCBI's taxonomy places the organism in Eukaryota, Viridiplantae, Streptophyta, Magnoliopsida, Solanales, Solanaceae.
AUGGCUAUUCACAUUGAUUUCAUCAAAGAUGUAAUAAUUUCAAAGAUGCAAUGGAAGUUGAAAGUUCGAGUUGUCCGUCUGUGGGAAGUACCAGAUCGUUUUAGUCUAGACACUACAUUCUCGAUUGAAUUGGCUCUACAAGAUGAAAAGGGCGAUCGGAUACAUGCUUCUAUUGGCAAGUCAAUUUUGCAUCUUUUCAAAACACAAAUUAUCGAGCUUGAAUUAUAUCAUAUGACGAACUUUAUCAUUUGUCAUAAUAAGGAGAAGUUCAACACCACAAAACAUAGGUUGAGACUGACGUUUACUCAACAGAUAAUAGUGGUUGAAACAACUGAUCCACUUUUCCCAAUGAAUAUCUUUGAUUUGCGACCAUAUGAUCAAUUGAAAAAUAAGAUGUCAUCGGAGAAAUCGUCGGUUUCAAUGAGGAGGAAAAAGUUGUCUACUAUAUUCUGGGGUGGGUUUGUUGAUGAAAUUGUACCUCACCUGCUAAGUUCCAACAACCAGCCUAUUAUUGUUGUUAUGCAGCUCAUAAAAGCCCAUAAAUUUCAAG